UUUUUCGGUGGGUUGCCAGGUUGGUGGGAACCGUAUUAGGCUUAUUUUUUUCUUUUUUUUCAAGUAGCCUAUGUUCAGUUUGACUCAUGCACUGAUUAGGAUCCAACGAAAACUAUGCUGGUAGUAUUGUUCAACAAGUAGGCUAGGUCGCCUGUCGUGAUAUAUUAUAUUAUGCGAGCGAUGGGCAAGUGAUGCGCAUCACAGAUCACGAAAGACAACGCGAUACGCCGGGUCUAGACAGACGCUUCUUUCACACUUUGUGCCUGGUGGCAAACAGCUGUGUCAACAACAUGGAUUGGUAUCAAACGCUGCGAUUUCUGAUAGUACUUUUGUCACCCUUCUCAGUGUUUUGCGACCCAGGGUUUGCUCCGCUGGACGGCAGCCCACCCUCAAAAAUUGCAAUCGUAGGGGCGGGGAUCGGAGGAACGGCUACCGCCCACUUCCUGCGCCAGCACUUUGGCCCCGAGGUCAGCAUCGACGUGUUCGAGAAGGGUGAGGUUGGGGGCCGUCUCGCGACGGUGACGGUCAACCAUCAGGACUACGAGUCGGGGGGGUCUAUCAUUCACUCCCUCAACUUGCAUAUGCAGGACUUCGUCAAACAGCUGGGACUAAAGUAUCGUCGCAACGUGGCGGGGAAAACGGCUGUCUUUAACGGAGAAGAGCUCAUACUAGAAGAGACAGACUGGUAUCUGCUGGACCUGCUGCGUGUGUGGUGGCGCUAUGGCAUCAGCUUCAUCAGACUGCAGAUGUGGGUGGAGGAGAUCAUGGAGAAGUUCAUGAGGAUCUAUAAGUACCAGGCCCACGGCUAUGCCUUCAGCUCAGUGGAAGAGCUGCUUCACUCCCUGGGGGGGUCUGGCUUCCUCAACAUGACACACCGCUCGCUGUCUGAGUCCCUGCUGGAGCUGGGCGUGUCCCAGCGCUUCAUAGACGAGGUCAUCGCCCCCAUCACUAGAGUCAACUACAGACAGAACAACAGCAUCCCUGCCUUCGUAGGUGCAGUGUCGCUAGCCGGUGCUCAGUCCAACCUAUGGGCGGUGGAAGGAGGCAACAAGCUGGUGUGCUCAGGCCUGCUGAAGCUGGCUAAAGCCAACCUGGUCCAGGCCCAGGUCAAGACCAUCUCUCCACAGACCAACGGAGAGAGCGUCCAAUACCAGCUGACUUACUCCUCAGGUUCUGGAAAGGAGGCGGGGCUCUAUGACAUAGUGGUAGUGGCCACGCCCCUUCAGGACAGCGUGGACUCUGGGGUCUCCUUCCAGGGGUUUGACCCUCCGUUACCUAUUAGCCCCGGCUCUUACCACCACACUGUGGCAACCGUCGUCCACGGUUACCUAAACUGCUCCUACUUUGGGUUCCCAGACCCACGUCUGUUCCCGUUCACCAGCGUGCUCACCACCGACACCCCCGGUCUGUUCUUCAACAGCGCCGGCAGCAUCUGCCCCGUCAACAUCUCUGCCGGGUUUCGCAGGAAACAACCACAGGAAGCCGGGGUCUACAAGGUGUUCUCCCCGAGACCUCUGGAACGGGCCGAGCUCAAGACCCUGUUCCGGUCCUACUACUCCGUUCAGGAGACGGACUGGCAGGCAUACCCGCGGUAUGGCAAUGCGGAGGGCCAGAGCCUGCCCGCCGUGGAGCUGGGCGCCAACCUCUACUAUCUGAACGGCAUCGAGUGGGCAGGCAGCGCCAUGGAGAUGAGCUCGGUGGCGGCAAAAAAUAUAGCCCUGCUGGCUUUCCACCGGUGGAACCGAUCACCCGAAAUGGUCGACCAGAAGGAGCUCAUGCACAAGAUAAAGACCGAGCUCUGACUGGGAGAGAUGGACACACUCACACACACACACACACUCACACACAGACAACAGGGUUAGAUGGCCUGAGAGGGGGGGGGGGUGACUGCAUGCACAACUGAAGAGAUGUGACUCCUGUAUGCAUGACUGCAGCAUGAGACUGCAAUUCCUGUCAUUUCUGCUAUACUUUUUCCUGAAAUGCAACCUUGCCUGAGAACAUGUAAGAGCAGAACCAAGAUCAAAAAAGAUAUUAGACUAUGCCUAACCUUAUGAGGCCUUCUGAGUUGUGCUGAGGGUUUGAUGUUGUUUACAGAGUUAGACUGGAAAUGAAUCCCCAGAAUGAUGACCCCUUCCCUCAUACACGCACACCCCAAGUGUACCUACGAGGGUGGGGUGUGGGGGUAUCCCACCUGACUUAAUGCUUCUACAGCUGUGCGGGCUGUCUGGAUCCAACCCCCAAGGCUACCCUAGGCUUGAUGGCACUGUGUUCACACUCCGUAGUCAACAAUGAAGAGAGGAAAAUGCUAUUAGAUUUCAAUGAUCUAUGACAGAUUAUCGGAUAGUAUAUUAUCAACAAGACAUCUUAUGUUUGUGUGUGCAACUAACUGCUUGUACAUAUUGUAGCAGGUUGAGGGGUGUGGGGUUUACACAACAUCAAGCUCAAUAAAACACACAGUCCAAUUUCCAUGCAACUGUGUCUUUAAUCUGUCACAUACAUACACCACAGUUUCUGGUCACGCUCCCUUCUUAUAUGCAAACACUCAAUUAAUCGCUCAAUGAGACUCAGCCUGUCUCGUUGCUGCAGGAAGUCCCUACAUGGCUCGGGGGUGGAUCCAACAGGCUGCCAGAUAUUUUCCCUCAAUCACAACUCACCCCUCCCUGCCGGCUGCCACAAUAUGUAAGGAUAAACACUCAACAAUUUAGCAUUUCUGAGAGUUGCGUUGCCAUUUUGUUGUGUGCUCUGUAAAGUAAAAGCUUCGUAAAAGGAAUAUUUUAGGACAUCAUACAAUUUUAACUGUCAAAUUAUGAAU
Messenger RNA from Hypomesus transpacificus, 2812 nucleotides. Its product is annotated as prenylcysteine oxidase-like. Gene Ontology annotation, biological process: prenylcysteine catabolic process; prenylated protein catabolic process. NCBI's taxonomy places the organism in Eukaryota, Metazoa, Chordata, Actinopteri, Osmeriformes, Osmeridae. The record is from RefSeq and is a predicted model, not a curated record. Gene Ontology annotation, molecular function: prenylcysteine oxidase activity. The transcript is spliced from 8 exons. The coding region runs from base 192 to 1802 and encodes 536 amino acids.